Messenger RNA from Teleopsis dalmanni, 936 nucleotides. Its product is annotated as gustatory receptor for bitter taste 93a-like. The transcript is spliced from 4 exons. Gene Ontology annotation, cellular component: membrane. Bases 139 to 936 code for a protein of 265 amino acids. Lineage: Eukaryota; Metazoa; Arthropoda; Insecta; Diptera; Diopsidae. Gene Ontology annotation, biological process: sensory perception of taste. The record is from RefSeq and is a predicted model, not a curated record.
CCUCUUUAGUGAAUUGUUCUUUGGCUAUGGAGGACUAUUCUGAACGGAUAAAUAACACAUACGAGUAUAAUGCGCAUCAUUUAAUAACAAGCACUGACAAGUUUAGGCAGCGUGGUUGUGAAGAGUAAAAGCCGUUCAAUGGAUAUUAAUAUAGCAUUAAUAAGAGCUAUACAGGAAUUCCCUGUAUUGUUUGAGAAAACGGGUUCGUUUCAACAAAAAAUGGAAGCUUGGAAGGAACUCGCAAAACAAUUUGAUAUGUCAGAGAAAUCUUUAAGAGCGCGUUGGCAUAGCUUACUACGAAACUUCCUUAAAGAUGCAAAAUAUAAAUACGGAGAUGAAAUGUCAUACUUGCUUCCACAUUUGGGUAUCGAACAGAAUUUGACUGGCAUCGAAACAAGAAAAGAAUGGCCAUAUGCAAUAGUCCCAGAAUUUGACAUAGCAGAAGAAGAUAUUAAUAAAAUUUGUGUCAACAAACGGCAAGUACAUGUAGAGGUCGAACACGUGACUAAUAAAGUGGAUGUUGUGGUUAUGAAGAAAGAACCAGUAUUGAAUGAAAUAACUACAAUGCGCACUGAUUUCAUUAACUUCAUGGACCUUGCAAUGGUUUUAACAAAGUUUACCAACUUAGCACUUCUCAUUAUGUGUGCGGACAACAUUGUACAGAAAUCUGAAAUUCCCAAUUUACUUGCAUUGGAUAUUGUGUGUUCGGAUAUUGAUGAAAGAUGGGAUAAAAGUGUUGAGACGUUUAUAAAUCAACGCAAAACCGAAAAUUUGGAAAUUAAAAUUUUAGGGUUUUUUCAACUGCAGAAUGAGUUCAUUUUGGUUAUAUUAUCAGCAAUUAUAUCUUAUAUGUUUAUUUUAGUACAAUUUGGUUUAAGCGACGCCAAAAACCAAACUGACAGUGUCGUUAAAAAUGAAUUUGUACAAACUCACUAA